AUGGGGAAGCAUAAGCAGGAGAGAGCCGUACCGUGGGUGGAAAAAUAUCGGCCCGCUCGAGUAGAGGAGCUUGCUCAUCAACCGGAAGUAGUGGGAGCGUUGAAGGAAGCUGUGGGGACUGGAAAUCUGCCACAUCUGCUCUUCUACGGCCCUCCUGGCAACGGCAAGACGUCGGCAAUUCUCGCAUUGGCUCGAGAGCUCUUCGGCCCUGAGCUGUGGCGUGAUAGAGUCCUCGAGCUGAAUGCCUCGGAUGAACGGGGAAUCGACGUGAUUCGAGAUAAAGUGAAGAAAUUCGCUCAG
Perkinsus marinus ATCC 50983 is the source of this 300-nucleotide messenger RNA. RefSeq lists its product as hypothetical. Gene Ontology annotation, biological process: DNA-templated DNA replication; DNA repair. The transcript has 3 exons. The record is from RefSeq and is a predicted model, not a curated record. Gene Ontology annotation, molecular function: DNA clamp loader activity. Gene Ontology annotation, cellular component: DNA replication factor C complex; nucleus. Lineage: Eukaryota; Perkinsozoa; Perkinsida; Perkinsidae. The annotation marks the transcript as partial.